Lipotes vexillifer (Yangtze River dolphin) is the source of this 3949-nucleotide messenger RNA. It is a transcript of the gene TBC1D32, whose product is annotated as TBC1 domain family member 32. Gene Ontology annotation, biological process: non-motile cilium assembly. The transcript has 33 exons. The record is from RefSeq and is a predicted model, not a curated record. Bases 170 to 3949 code for a protein of 1259 amino acids. Lineage: Eukaryota; Metazoa; Chordata; Mammalia; Artiodactyla; Lipotidae.
GACGUCACGCGUAGCGGUGACGUAACGCCGUCAAGUCCACCCGCAGAGCCUUUGGGAUCUCUUUUUUGCUCUUAGUCGGUGCAGCUUGAAUCCUCUUGGCCCGGAAGGGCGGUAGCGACGAGUUCCAAAGGCGGGACCUCAAAGAUUCUUGUUUCCCCAACGCAAGAGGAUGGCCCACGUCUCCGGCGAGGUCGAAGUGAUGCUGCAGGCGAUGCUGAGGCAGUUGUUCCAGAGCGUGAAGGAGAAAAUCACGGGGGCUCCCUCCCUGGAGUGCGCCGAGGAGAUCCUCUUACAUCUGGAGGAAACUGAUGAAAAUUUUCACAACUAUGAAUUUGUGAAAUACCUUAGACAGUAUAUAUGUAAUACUUUGGGGUCUAUGAUUGAAGAAGAAAUAGAAAAAUGGACAUCUGAUCAGAAUCAGGGUGAGGAAUUUGGCUAUGACACACUGGUACAGCAUGUUACUAAAAGAACUCAGGAAUCUAAAGAAUACAAGGAAAUGAUGCAUUCCCUGAAGAACAUCAUGAUGAUAGUGGUGGAAUCUAUGAUCAACAAGUUUGAAGAAGAUGAAAUGCAAAGUCAAGAAAGGCAGGAAAAAAUCCAAAAGGAGAAAAGCAAUAGUUACUGCACAGACAAUUGCUCUGAUAGUGAUUCAUCAUUCAAUCAGAGUUAUAAAUUUUGUCAAGGAAAAUUACAGUUAAUUUUAGACCAGUUGGAUCCUGGGCAACCUAAAGAGGUGAGAUAUGAAGCCUUGCAAACAUUAUGUUCAGCUCCUCCAUCUGAUGUACUGAACUGUGAAAAUUGGACCACUCUCUGUGAGAAACUGACAGUGUAUCUUUCAGAUCCUGAUCCUGUAUUUAGUGACCGGAUUUUAAAAUUCUAUGCACAGACGUUUACACUUUCACCAUUACAUAUGACCAAGGAAAUUUAUAAAAGCUUAGCUAAAUAUUUGGAGUUAUACUUUCUUUCUAGAGAAAAUCAUAUUCCUACUCUUACAGCUGGCAUAGAUAUAACUAAUCCUAAUGUGAUCUAUUUACUUAAAAAGGUUCGUCUUCUAAAUGAAUAUCAGAAAGAGGCUCCAUCUUUCUGGAUUCGACACCCAGAAAAGUAUAUGGAAGAAAUUGUGGAGAGUACUUUGUCUUUAUUAUCAGUUAAACAUGAUCAAGGCCAUCUUGUCUCACAAAAGAUUUUGGAUCCGAUAUACUUUCUUGCAUUGGUUGAUACCAAGGCUGUGUGGUUCAAAAAGUGGAUGCAUGCAUAUUACAGCAGAACUGCAGUACUAAGACUUAUUGAAAAGAAAUAUAAAUCUCUGAUAACUACAGCAGUUCAGCAGUGUGUUCAGUACUUUGAGUUGUGUAAGACCAUGAAAGCUGAUGAGGUUUUGGGACGUUCAAAGCCUUGUGGGAAUAAGCAGAAAACUUUCUACUACUCAGGACAAGAAUUACAAUAUAUUUAUUUCAUUCACUCACUGUGCCUUUUAGGAAGAUUAUUGAUCUAUACACAAGGCAGAAAGCUAUUUCCUAUAAAGCUGAAGAAUAGAAAAGAUUCAGUAUCCCUUGCAGAUCUGCUGGUUCUGUUUACCCAACUUAUCUAUUACUCACCAAGUUGUCCAAAGAUGACAUCACCUGGUCAUUUAGAGAAUUACUCUCCUGCAAGUAUGGUAACUGAAAUUCUUUGUAUACUCUGUGAUCAAAAAGAAUGUGCAAUUGAAUGUUUAUAUAACAACACUGUGAUGGAGGCGCUUCUUCAGCCUAUUCAUAACCUAAUGAAAGGAACUAAGGCUGCUCCAAAUUGCUCUGAAACAGCUUUAAUUCAUGUAGCUGAUAUUUUGGCAAGAAUUGCUUCUGUAGAAGAAGGACUUACUCUACUGCUUUAUGGAGAAAAUAUGAGCUCUUCUGAAGAGAAAAGUCCUACAGGUGCUCAUAUAAUUGCCCAGUUUUCGAAAAAAGUUCUUAAUGAAGAUAUUUCUAUUUUUCCUGGAUCGGAAAUGUUUCCUGCGGUUAAAGGAGCUUUUACUUCUGUGUGUCGUCAAAUAUAUGGUACAUGUGAAGGCUUGCAGGUUUUAAUUCCUUAUAGUUUGCAUGAAUCUAUAGCAAAGGCAUGGAAGAAGACAAGUUUGCUAUCAGAAAGAAUUCCUACUCCAGUACAGGGUUCUGAUUCUGUUUCUUCGAAAAGCCAGGAAUCCCAGAACAUUAUGGCUUGGGAAGAGAAUUUGUUAGACGAUUUACUAAAUUUUGCUGCCACUCCCAAAGGACUACAGCUUCUUCAAAGAACAGGUGCCAUCAAUGAAUGUGUGACAUUUAUGUUCAACCAAUACACAAAAGAAUUACAGAUCAACAGGCAUAAAAAGUUUGGCUAUGGAGUUCUGGUUACACACGUGGCAUCAACAGCAGCAGGUGCAGUAGCACUGCAAAGUUCAGGGUUUAUUAAUGCACUUUUAACUGAAUUAUGGGCCAAUCUGGAAUGUGGAAGAGAUGAUGUUAGGGUAACCCAUCCCAAAUCUACUCCAGUGGACCCUAUUGACCGAAGCUGUCAAAAGUCUUUUCUAGCCCUGGUGAACCUGUUAUCUUAUCCUGCUGUUUAUGAGCUUGUAGGCAAUCAAGGUCUUCCUAAUAAAGAAGAAUAUUCUCUUCGUGAAGUCCCAUCGAGGGUUAUUGAUAUUAUUGACAGACUUAUAAUUUUGAAUUCUGAAGCCAAGAUUCGUUCUUUAUUCAACUAUGAACAAUCACACAUCUUUGGUCUAAGAGAUUUUAUAAUUGAUAGCUUAUCAGUGGAGAGAAAUCAUGUUCUUGUUAGAAUUAAUCUUAUUGGUGGGCCAAUGGAACGAAUUUUGCCUCCAAGGAUACUAGAGAAGGGUGAUGAUCCAUAUCCUUGGCCAAUGUUUUCAUCAUACCCUUUACCAAACUGCUAUUUGUCAGAUGGUGUUACAAGAAAUGCUGAUCUAAAACAAGACAAUGAUCUUGGCAAACUUCUUUUGCACUUCAAAAUGUCCGAUAAGCAAAGUGAGUGGAUAGAAAACUGCCGCAGACAAUUUUGCAAAAUGAUGAAGGCCAAACCUGAUAUAAUCAGUGGAGGUGCUUUAGUAGAAUUACUUGAAGAAUUUGUCCUUCAUCUCUCUGAAAACCCAUCUGAAUGCUACUUCCCCUCAGUGGAAUAUACAGCUACUGAUGCAAAUGUGAAGAAUGAAAGUCUUUCAUCUGUGCAACAGCUUGGCGUUAAAAUGACUGUCAGGUAUGGCAAGUUCCUCAACCUGUUAAGAGAUGGUGCAGAAAAUGAUCUUACCUUGGUUUUAAAGCAUUGUGAGAGAUUCCUGAAACAGCAGCAAGCUUCUGUAAAAUCUUCUCUUCUCUGCUUGCAGGGGAGUUACACUGGCCAUGACUGGUUUGUAUCUUCUUUGUUCAUAAUAAUGUUGGGGGACAAAGACAAAACAUUCCGAUUUCUUCAGCAGUUCUCCAGGCUUCUGACUUCCGCUUUCCUUUGGUUGCCAAGACUACAUAUUUCUAGGUACCUACCUAUUGACACUAUAGAAUCUGGCAUUCAUCCAGUAUAUUUUUGCAGCACUCACUAUAUUGAAAUGCUACUGAAAGCAGAGGUGCCACUUGUAUUUUCAGCUUUUCACAUGUCUGGUUUUGCACCAUCACAGAUUUGCCUGCAAUGGAUAACUCAGUGUUUUUGGAAUUAUUUAGAUUGGAUAGAAAUCUGCCAUUAUAUUGCUACUUGUAUUUUCCUUGGUCCUGAUUAUCAAGUGUAUAUCUGUAUAGCUAUAUUCAAACAUCUACAACAAGACAUUCUACAGCACACUCAGAUUCAAGAUCUGCAGGUUUUCCUAAAAGAAGAAGCACUGCAUGGGUUUCGAGUGAGUGAUUACUUUGAAUACAUGGAAAUUUUGGAACAAAACUACCGACCAGUGCUGCUGAGAGACAUGUGGAACAUUAGAGUGCAAAGCACAUAG